AUGCAAAUCGGAAAAUUUAAAUUAGAUCAUUUGGUUGAAAAAAAUAAUGAAUGCAUAAUUUAUAGAGGUAGUUACUAAGAGGAUAAAUUCAUGAUAUUAUAAUUGAAUCGUGUAAUGAAUCAAAUAUUAUUAUAGUAACCAUUAAUGAAGGUUGAAAUAUAUAAUAAACAUUUCUAAGAAGAACUUAAUAUGUUAUUUAAGUAUUCUCGAAAGCCAACAAUAAUACCUGAAGAUUUUCCAUUUGAAAUACCUGAAUCGGAUGGAUUAGAUUCAGAUUUAAUUGAAUUUCCUUAAAUAGUUGAAAUAAAUCAAACAGAUAGUCAUUAUUAUUUCAUUUUAACUAAUUGCCUAUAAGGUUAAUUAUUAACAUAAGAAGUUGAUAAUCCAAAGUAUAAAUAGUACUAAUAUUUUAUCAUAGAACAUAUUUGCAGAUUUACACACUUUAUAAUUAUUACUAUAAAGAAUAUUAAGAAAGAAGAAUAAAAGAUAGAGAUUUUGCAUUAAUGAGAAUUUUUAGAAGCGAAAAUAAGUUGACAUUGAUAGAUUUCGGUUUUGCAAAUUUUUAAAAACAAUUGCCUAAAAAGUCUUGGUAAAUCAAAUUAGGGGAACUCUUUAGUCAUUUAUGUUAAUCGGAAGCUAAAAUAAAAGGAAGGAAUGUAAUUAACACUUUAUUAGCUGGAAAGUUAAAAUGGGAAGAAGUCAGAGAUUUUAUUACAAUAUCUUUUGGUUUAAAUGAUAUUGAUUAAAGUUUAUAAGAGAAUCUCAAUGAAUAAAAUGAUAGAAUAACACGAUCUAAUUCAAUAUAUACAAAAUAAUAAACUUAAACAUUGAGUAUGUUUCCAUAAGAAAUUAUUACUUUAAAUUAAAAUUCAGUUAGAAAAGCUUCUCCUUAUAAUAAUAGUCAUAAAUAACAAUCCAGAAAUUCUACAAUGAUGCAAACUAGAAUUAUAUCUUAUGGUAAUUAAUAAAAAGAACAUUUUUUAAAAAUUAGAUAAUCUUUAAGUCCUGGAUUUAGUGCAACUAAUAGAUUUCCUUGUAGACUAUUAUAAAUUGAUCAUUCUAUGCAAUAAUAAAGUCCAUAAAUUAGAUCUGUUUCAAGAAAAGCUUAACAUUUAAGCAUAUAUGAAAAAUAGCCAAUUACUAAACCUUUAGAAAAUUAGUUUGAAUACAAAAACAAAUCAACUCCAAGAGAACAUUCUUAAAAUCACUUAAAUUAAAUAUAAUAAUUAAUUGGAGAUCAAUAUUAACCUAUGUAAGAAUAAUAGAAAUAAAUCCAAAGAAAAUUAAUAUCCAUAACAACAAAUUAAUCCUAAUAUGAAUAAUCUUCUUAUACUCCUACUAUAAUUUAAAGAGGCUAAUCUUUAAAUGAGAAAUAAGAUGGCUAAUUUAAUUAAAAAAAUUAAGAUUUAAGACCUAAAUCCAGUAGAACUUAAGAUUAAAAAUAAGAAUUUAAAACCCUUCUUAGAGCUUCUACCCGAGAACUUUAGUAACCUUCUUAAAUUUAAAAGAAAUCAAAUUAAGAAUUUCCAGUCAAUAGAACAAUAAAUUAUUCUGAUACUUAAUCAUUAUUUGAUAAUUUAGAAAUUAAAUAAAUUAGAAAACCUUAGUCAAGAAGAAAUUCUUCUAGAAAAAAUAGUACAUAAAGUAUUGAAAAGAUAGAGUUAUCCAAUUGUAGUGCAGCUAAUCAAUCAUUAUUAAUUAUUAAUAAUAAUUAAGAUAACAAUCGAUAAUAAUUUAAAACACCAAAAGAUUAAAGAUAAAUGCAGUAUUCCUUUUAAAAUUCAUAAAUUGAAAAUUAAUAUUUAAAAAAAUAAAAUCCAACUAAUUUAUAAUAAUAACCAUAUGAAAUUUAGAAUUUUAAGUAAAAGCCUGAAAAAAUUAAUUCAGAUGAAGAUAACUCCUAUCUUGGUAAUUAUGAACCUUCUUUUGAAUAACGAUAAACUUAACCUAGAAUUUAAGAAAAUAUUGAAUUAAUAAAAAACAAUAAAUUAAAUGAGAUUGAAAUUCAUAAAUAAUUUGAUAAUGAAUAAUAAAUUAAACAAAAUAAUAAACAAUAUCAAAUUGAAAUGAAAGAUUAAAAGGAAAUUCCUUCAUUUUGUAAAGAUUAAUAAUAAGUAAAAAAUUAUUAAAUCAACUAAAAAGAUGAAAUUAUAAAAUCAACUAAUUAAGAUUAAAGAAUAAUUGUUGAAUCUUUAGAUGGAUAUUAAAAAUAGACUAGAAUAAAUAAAUAAAAUUCAUCCAGAUUACCUCCAACUCCAAAAAAUGAUUAAAUAACAAAAGAUUAAGGCAAAAUUGACUUGUAAUAAAAUAAUUAUUUAUAAUAUAAUGAACAAAAACAAUAAAAAGAUAAUAAUUCUGAAGAAAAUGCAAAUAAAUUAUAAAGAAUUGAAGAUACUCCAAAAUCAGACAAAAAAAAGAAUUCUGUGUAAUUAUUAUAAAUUCAUUAAAACAUUUAAGAAAUUAAGACAAAAAUAGAUGAAAAUGAAGCAAAUAGAAUAGCUAAAAUCUACGAAAAUUAAUUAAAGUAAUAAUUUUAAUUUAAAUAAGAAAGUAUGAUAUUAUCGGUAAAAUGGUUGGUGGAAAUGUGAAAUAUUUUUAAGCUUUAAAAAAUUUUUGGAUUGUUCCAUUAUUUCUUUGUUUUAAAAGAAUGGUUAGCUUUAGAAAAUUAUAUGAAGAGGGUUUGAGAGAUAAAAUAAAUUUUUUUGAUUUAGAUAUGGAUAAAGUAAAUUAAGUAGAAAAAAUAAGAAAUUUAGAAAUAAAGUUAAAAAAUGAUAAUAAAAUAGUAGUACAAGAAUUAGAAUCCUUGCACACUUAGUGUUAGAAAACAGCUUAAAAAUUUGAGCCAAAAGUAAAAUAUACAUAUAAAUUGUUAAUAGGAAUUAGCAAAAAUAUAAAAGUUUUUAAAUAUGGAUAUGUAGUAGGAUAUCAAAGACAUUUAUUUUGUAUACUUGUACACUUAGAUAUUUAGAACUUUAUAAAAUUUAAAAAUGAAAUGUGAAUCUGAUAAAUAAAAAACAUAAGAAAAUUUAAUAUUGUAAGCUAGUUGUUUAGCUUCACUCAUAAUAAGUGAAAUGCCUUUUAGUAGUGAUACCAAGUUUUUUGACCUUGAAGAAUUUGAAAAAUUGACUGAGAGUUCAUAAUAUAAUUAAUAAUAAUUAGAACAAUACAUAAAAACAAAAGAUGAAGUAAUUGGUCAUUUAAAAAAAAGAUUGAAUUCUAAAGGGAUUAAGAUCUGA
Molecule: messenger RNA, 3236 nt
Organism: Paramecium sonneborni
Lineage: Eukaryota; Ciliophora; Oligohymenophorea; Peniculida; Parameciidae
Source: the annotation of a GenBank genome assembly